UAAACUAUAUAAUAUUGAAAUAAUGGGUCUGCAGAUGGCAGGCAGCUUAGUUGCAGCCACAUUUUUAGUAGCGUUGCUUAUCUGGACACCAGCGCCCGUCGAUGCAUCCCAUCCACCGGAGAUCAUUAGAAAGCCGCAGAAUCAAGGCGUGCGUGUUGGGGGCGUGGCAAGCUUCUACUGUGCGGCGCGUGGCGAUCCCACGCCUUCGAUAGUUUGGCGCAAAAAUGGCAAAAAAGUUUCGGGCACUCAAUCGCGUUAUACGGUGCUGGAGCAGCCAGGCGGAUUCUCCAUACUGCGCAUUGAGCCCGUUCGGGCGGGACGCGAUGAUGCGCCAUAUGAGUGCGUGGCGGAGAACGGCGUGGGCGAUGCCGUAUCCGCAGAUGCAACUUUAACCAUCUAUGAAGGCGAUAAAACACCCGCUGGCUUUCCAGUUAUAACACAAACCCCAACCACACGGGUCAUCGAAGUGGGUCACACAGUCCAAAUGCAAUGCAAAGCCAUUGGAAAUCCAACGCCAAACAUCUAUUGGAUCAAGAAUCAGACAAAGGUGGAUAUGAGCAAUCCACGCUAUGCAGUCAAAGAUGGCGUUUUGCAAAUCGAAAACAGUCGCGAAGAGGAUCAAGGCAAAUACGAAUGCGUUGCUGAGAAUUCCAUUGGCACUGAGCACUCGAAGGCGACCAAUUUGUAUGUUAAGGUGCGUCGCGUGCCGCCCACUUUCUCACGCCCACCAGAGGCAAUCAGUGAGGUAAUGCUAGGCGCCAAUUUGAAUCUAAGCUGCAUUGCUGUUGGCUCGCCCAUGCCGCAUGUCAAAUGGAUGAAGGGCACCUCUGAUUUGACGCCAGAGAAUGACAUACCCAUUGGGCGUAAUGUAUUGACAUUGUCUAAUAUACAGGAGAGCUCGAAUUUCACCUGCAUAGCUGCCUCAUCCUUGGGUCAAAUCGAAGCCGUCUCGAUGGUCAAAGUGCAAUCUUUGCCUAUUGCGCCCACUGAUGUGACAAUCUCUGAAAUCGCCGCCACCUCAGUGCGCCUGGAAUGGUCCUACAAGGGUCCGGACGAUCUUCAGUACUAUAUCAUUCAAUAUAAGCCACGCAAUGCGAAUCAGGCGUUUAGCGAAAUCAGCGGCAUUAUAACGAUGUAUUAUGUAGUGCGUGCCUUGAGUCCUUAUACCGAAUACGAAUUCUAUGUCAUUGGCAUGAAUAACAUUGGGCGUGGUCCGCCCUCGGCGCCGGCAACUUGCACCACUGGCGAUUUCUCAUUUCCUGGCACAAAAAUGGAAAGUGCGCCACGUAAUGUGCAAGUGCGACCAUUGAGCUCCUCGACUAUGGUUAUUACUUGGGAGCCACCAGAGACCCCCAACGGACAAGUGACCGGCUACAAGGUGUACUACACAACCAAUGCAAAUCAGCAGGAGGCCUCAUGGAACUCACAAAUGGUUGACAAUAGCGAGCUGACAACUGUAUCGGAGCUAACGCCACAUGCCAUUUAUACGGUUCGUGUACAAGCGUAUACCUCAAUGGGAGCCGGUCCGAUGUCCACGCCGGUGCAGGUGAAGACACAGCAAGGUGUGCCAUCACAACCGAGCAAUUUCCGGGCCACCGAUAUCGGCGAGACCUUAGUCACAUUGCAAUGGUCAAAGCCCACGCAUUCCAGCGAGAAUAUUGUACACUAUGAACUCUACUGGAAUGACACAUACGCCAAUCAGGAUCAUCACAAGCGCAUUUCGAACUCCGAGUCCUAUACGCUUGAUGGUUUGUAUCCUGAUACGCUUUACUAUAUUUGGCUAGCAGCUCGCUCGCAGCGCGGCGAAGGCGCAACCACGCCCCCCAUACCAGUGCGCACCAAACAAUAUGUACCAGGUGCUCCGCCACGCAAUAUCACGGCCAUUGCAAACAGCUCGACUACAAUCUCGCUUAGCUGGCUGCCUCCGCCCGCGGAGCGCUCCAACGGUCGCAUCAUUUACUAUAAGGUGCGCUUCGUUGACGUGGGUCGCGACGAUAACGAAGCCAGCACUCUGACUCUGAACAAGACCACAAUUGUGCUCGACGAGCUGAGGCGCUGGACCGAGUACAAGAUCUGGGUGCUGGCCGGCACCUCGGUGGGCGACGGGCCCAGCUCACAUCCACUUAUAAUACGCACCCAAGAGGAUGUGCCUGGAGAGCCGCAGGAAGUGAAGGCCACACCGCUAAACUCGACAUCGAUACAUGUUAGCUGGAAGCCGCCAUUGGAAAAGGAUCGCAAUGGCAUCAUACGUGGCUAUCAUAUACACGUUCAGGAAAUGCGCGAUGAAGGCAAGGGCUUCUUGAAUGAACCCUUCAAGUUCGAUGUGGUGGACACUCUAGAGCACAGCGUAACCGGCUUGCAACCCGACACCAAGUACUCCAUACAAGUGGCCGCGUUGACGCGCAAAGGUGACGGAGAUCGUAGUACUUCUAUAGUGGUCAAAACUCCCGGAGGCGUACCUGUGCGUCCUACAGUGAGUCUGAAGAUAAUGGAACGCGAUCCAAUUGUAUCGAUAGAACUGGAAUGGGAGCGCCCGGCGCAGACAUAUGGCGAACUAAGAGGCUAUAGACUACGCUGGGGUGUUAAGGAUCAAACCUUGAAGGAGGAAAUGCUCUCGGGACCGCAAAUGACCAAGAAACGCUUCAAUGAUCUAGAGCGCGGAGUUGAAUAUGAAUUCAGAGUAGCUGGCAGCAAUCACAUAGGCAUAGGCCAGGAAACUGUAAAGAUAUUCCAAACACCCGAGGGCACACCCGGUGGACCACCGGCCAAUAUAACUGUGCGCUUCCAAACUCCAGAUGUUGUAUGUGUUACCUGGGAUCCACCUACGCGUGAUCAUCGCAAUGGCUUAAUAACACGCUACGAUGUUUUGUUUCACAAAAAGAUUGAUCACGGUCUAGGCUCGGAGCGAAACAUGACGCUACGCAAGGCUGUGUUUACCAAUCUGGAGGAGAAUACGGAUUAUAUCUUCAAAGUGCGUGCCUAUACCAAGCAGGGCGCUGGUCCGUUUAGCGAAAAGCUUAUUAUACCCACUGAGCGUGAUAUGGGUCGAGCGCCCAUGUCGGUGCAAGCGGUGGCAACGUCCGAGCAAACUGCUGAGAUCUGGUGGGAGCCUGUGCCCAGUCGUGGCAAGCUAUUGGGCUAUAAGAUUUUUUAUACGAUGACUGCAGUGGAAGACUUGGACGACUGGCAAACCAAAUCGGUGGGAUUAACUGAGUCUGCGGAUCUGGUGAAUCUGGAGAAGUUUGCGCAAUAUGCUGUCGCUAUAGCAGCGAGAUUUGAAACCGGACUGGGAAGACUAAGCGAGAAGGUUACAGUCCGCAUAAAGCCCGAGGAUGUGCCGUUGAAUCUGCGUGCGCAUGAUGUCAGCACCCACUCCAUGACGUUGAGCUGGUCGCCGCCCAUAAGACUAAAUCCGGUUAACUACAAAAUAUGCUUUGAUGCCAUUAAGGUGUUUGUCGAUUCGCAGGGCUUUCUACAAACGCAGAAUGUGCCCAGGCGUGAGAUUAUAUUGAAGCAUUUUGUCAAGACGCAUACCAUCAAUGAACUGAGUCCUUUUAGCACUUAUAAUGUCAAUGUCAGCGCUAUACCCUCGGACUAUUCCUAUAGACCGCCUACUAAGAUAACAGUUACUACACAAAUGGCUGCUCCUCAACCCAUGGUGAAACCUGACUUCUUUGGUGUGGUAAAUGGUGAGGAGAUUCUCGUUAUACUGCCGCUAGCUUCGGAGGAGUACGGCCCUAUAUCCCACUACUAUCUGGUGGUGGUGCCAGAGGACAAGUCCAAUCUGCACAAGCAUCCGGAUCAGUUUUUGACUGAUGAUUUGCUGCCUGGACGCAACAAGCCGGAACGUCCCAAUGCACCUUAUAUUGCUGCCAAGUUUCCUCAACGCUCUAUUCCCUUUACCUUCCACUUGGGCUCCGGGGAUGAUUAUCACAAUUUCACCAAUCGCAAGCUCGAGCGUGAGAAGCGCUAUCGCAUCUUUGUGCGCGCUGUUGUGGAUACGCCUCAAAAGCAUUUAUAUACCUCAAGUCCGUUCUCGGAGUUCUUAUCGCUGGAUAUGCGUGAAGCGCCGCCAGGCGAGCGUCCACAUCGUCCCGAUCCCAACUGGCCCUCAGAGCCUGAAGUGUCAGUGAAUCGCAACAAGGAUGAACCUGAAAUUUUGUGGGUAGUGCUGCCAUUGAUUGCUGCCUUUGUUGUCUCCACCGCGCUGAUUGUGCUUUAUGUAGCGAAGCGUCGUCGUCAGCCCUGCAAGACGCCCGAUCAGGCUGCGGUUACACGUCCGUUGAUGGCCGCUGAUUUGGGCGCCGGACCCACACCCAGCGAUCCCGUAGACAUGCGCCGACUGAAUUUCCAAACACCCGGCAUGAUCUCGCAUCCACCCAUACCCAUCUCCGAGUUUGCCAAUCACAUAGAACGCCUUAAGUCCAACGACAAUCAGAAGUUCUCGCAGGAAUACGAAAGCAUUGAGCCGGGCCAACAGUUCACCUGGGACAAUUCCAAUUAUGAGCACAACAAGUCCAAGAAUCGCUAUGCCAAUGUUACCGCCUAUGAUCACUCGCGUGUGCAGCUGCCGGCGCAGGAGGGUGUGCUCGGCUCGGACUACAUCAAUGCCAACUACUGCGACGGCUAUCGCAAGCACAAUGCCUAUGUGGCCACGCAGGGACCGUUGCAGGAGACUUUCGCUGACUUCUGGCGCAUGUGCUGGGAGCUGAAGACUGCUACAAUUGUCAUGAUGACGCGCCUGGAGGAGCGCACCCGCAUCAAAUGCGACCAGUACUGGCCCACGCGCGGCACUGAAACCUAUGGCCAGAUUUUUGUUACCAUAACCGAGACUCAGGAGCUGGCCACCUACAGCAUACGCACUUUCCAGCUGUGUCGUCAGGGCUUCAACGAUCGUCGUGAGAUUAAGCAGCUGCAGUUCACGGCCUGGCCCGAUCAUGGCGUGCCCGAUCAUCCAGCACCGUUCUUGCAGUUCUUGCGUCGUUGUCGCGCACUCACGCCACCCGAAUCCGGACCCGUUGUGGUGCACUGUUCCGCCGGAGUGGGACGCACUGGCUGCUACAUUGUCAUUGACUCCAUGCUGGAGCGCAUGAAGCAUGAGAAAAUCAUUGACAUCUAUGGUCAUGUGACUUGUUUGCGUGCCCAGCGCAAUUACAUGGUCCAAACCGAGGAUCAGUACAUCUUUAUACACGAUGCCAUCAUCGAGGCAAUAAUCUGUGGCCAAACUGAGGUAGCCGCGCGCAAUUUGCAUGCUCAUCUGCAGAAGCUGCUGACCACGGAGCCCGGCGAGAGCAUCUCGGCCAUGGAAGUGGAAUUCAAGAAGCUCUCCAAUGUUAAAAUGGACUCGUCCAAGUUUGUUACCGCCAAUUUGACCUGCAAUAAGCAUAAGAAUCGUUUAGUGCAUAUUCUGCCCUAUGAGUCGAGUCGUGUCUAUCUGACGCCCAUUCACGGCAUUGAGGGCAGCGACUAUGUCAACGCCAGCUUCAUUGAUGGCUAUCGCUAUCGCUCGGCAUACAUUGCAGCUCAGGGACCUGUGCAGGAUACCGCCGAGGACUUUUGGCGCAUGCUCUGGGAACACAACUCGACCAUUGUUGUUAUGCUUACCAAACUCAAGGAAAUGGGCAGGGAAAAGUGUUUCCAGUACUGGCCACACGAGCGUUCGGUGCGCUAUCAAUAUUAUGUCGUGGAUCCCAUAGCCGAGUACAAUAUGCCUCAGUACAAACUGCGUGAAUUCAAGGUAACGGAUGCUCGCGAUGGCAGCUCACGCACUGUGCGUCAAUUUCAGUUUAUUGAUUGGCCCGAGCAGGGUGUGCCCAAGUCUGGUGAUGGCUUUAUCGAUUUCAUUGGCCAAGUGCACAAGACCAAGGAGCAAUUUGGCCAGGAUGGUCCCAUCACUGUGCACUGCUCUGCGGGCGUGGGACGCACUGGCGUCUUUAUUACGCUCAGCAUUGUCCUGGAGCGCAUGCAAUACGAAGGCGUGCUGGAUGUUUUCCAAACUGUGCGCAUCUUGCGUGCCCAGCGUCCAGCUAUGGUGCAGACAGAGGAUCAAUAUCAUUUUUGCUAUCGCGCUGCUUUGGAAUAUUUGGGCUCAUUCGAUAAUUAUGCCAACUGAGCUGCUGGCUAGGUUAGCUUUUUGUUAAAGUUGCAACAAUCCGCAUAAAACGCAUUUAUGAUCUACACGGAUAACUCGACUUCAAAGUAUUAUAUUAUAUACAUAUAGCCAGCUACUGCCCACACACAUACACACACACAUACUUACUACUAACACACACACACACAUUUAUACAUGCAUAGGCUAUAGUUGUGUUUGUGCACACUCGAUUUAAAAAGUUGUAUUGUAUACCCCUGCCCUUUGUUUAGUUAUGGUAGCCUGCAAUUUGUGUUUGUUUGUUUCGUUACUUUGACAUAAUUGUGAACUCAAAAAGACUGUUACAAGUUUAAUUAUCAGUAAUUUUUUAACGAAGAAAAAAAAAGGAAAAGUAAAACAAAACACAGUUCUUUGCUCUAACUAAUCAAUGUAGUCGAAUCAACUUGUGGUUGGUUUUUGGUUGGGAGUGCAACUGCAGCUCCAUGGCCUGGACCUGGUAACAUAUACAUAUUUGAACUAAGGACUUGGUAGCUCUUAAACUUACUGUAAUGAAAACCGAAUCUCUAAACGACCAGAUUAUGAGUCUAGUAUAUGUGUAGUUGCCAUUUGAACUUAAAUGCAGCAGCAGCAAGUCUGAGUGGAGUAAAAUAUCAUUAAAUUUUAGACAUGUUUGUAUGUGUACCAACAACAACAGCAACAACAAGAACAACAAUCAAUCAAUCAAAUACUUGUGUAUUUUAUAUAUAAGUUAGUGCGUUUUUUAUAGACAACAAUAAGUAAUAAUACAACUCUUCAGUUUGGUAACCUAUGACAUAGAGAAAGCAAAUGAAAUGUAAACCGUGCAAUUAGUCAAAAGUCUUGCGUAUAAACUUAUACUAGUUUGUUUAGUUUUUAGUAAUUAUAUAAGCAUAUAUUUAGAUGCAUAUAUGUUGAGCUCUGAAAGUCAAGUAAAGCCUCUAUGCUAAUCACUUAAAAGGUUCUGUAAUUUAAGGCAAACCAAUUUCUAAUCCUUCCAGCUCGGCAGCUUUUUAGAACUUUUUUGAAUCUCUCUUGCAGCUAUUUUAAUUAAUUUUAAUUGAUUUUCUGUAUAUACCACAAUACCUAAAGCUAUAAUAGUGUCCUAAAGCUAGACAAUUAUGGUACCUAAUGUGUAUGAAUAUAAUGACAUAAUAUAUUUAUAAUCAGGCAGACAACAAAUGUAAUGUAGAUAUGUACUGUAGUAUAUAAUAUACAUAACAAACACACAUGCAUAUUUAUAACAUAUGUACAUACAGACAUAUUUGAUUUGCUAUCAGAACUCAGCAACAACUAAACACAGAUACAGACGCAGACACACACUCACACUCACAUGUUAAAACCAACAUAGUAUGUACGCUAAUAGGUACUUAUAUUUAGCUAUAUGCAUUAAACAAAAUAAUAACAAUAAUUAUAAUAUAUAAACAUAAACAUAUAUUUGUUAUAACAGGCCGCAGAAAGUAAAAUUCAAUGUUAGGUCGUAGUAAAUUGAAAAGUUAGGGCAUAUAUUUGGCAUAAAUAUAUAUAUUAAAAUUAUAGCGAUAACAAUAGCAACAAUAGAUGUCUAGUUAAAGGUAAACCACGCCGCGUUGCAAGCAUAUUUAGCAUACUACGAGUAUAUUUAUAUGAAGAUAAAUACAUAAAUCAAUUCGAAGCAAAGUCUAUAUUGUAUAUUAUGCAAAUU
Drosophila busckii is the source of this 7787-nucleotide messenger RNA. It is a transcript of the gene Lar, whose product is annotated as tyrosine-protein phosphatase Lar. Lineage: Eukaryota; Metazoa; Arthropoda; Insecta; Diptera; Drosophilidae. Gene Ontology annotation, biological process: protein dephosphorylation. Gene Ontology annotation, molecular function: protein tyrosine phosphatase activity; protein binding. The record is from RefSeq and is a predicted model, not a curated record. The transcript has 18 exons. The coding region runs from base 23 to 6112 and encodes 2029 amino acids.